This is a messenger RNA of Mesorhabditis belari, 315 nucleotides long. Lineage: Eukaryota; Metazoa; Nematoda; Chromadorea; Rhabditida; Rhabditidae. The record is from the annotation of a GenBank genome assembly.
AUGACGCAACCCCCGUGCCCCGACAACAAUAUUUUCGGCCAAGCUGCAGCGCACGAGACCCAUCGCCAAUGCUCGCGUAAUUGGAAAUUGGCGCUGCACCUGCGAAUUCAAGCGAACAAUUCGCGUUUCCCGAGCCUCAUCCCGAUUCUCGCAGCCACCUGUGAUCAAUUAACUCUGAUCGGCUCUCUUUUCUCGUUUUGUGCAAUCGAAUCGGCGCCAACUCAAGCGAAUCACCUCUCCUUGGCGGCACUCUUUUUGCAAAUCGACCAUUCUCCUGAUUUUCGAGAACAAAACUGUGAAUUGGUGUUGGCGCAA